Molecule: messenger RNA, 1029 nt
Organism: Brassicogethes aeneus
Lineage: Eukaryota; Metazoa; Arthropoda; Insecta; Coleoptera; Nitidulidae
Source: the annotation of a GenBank genome assembly
AUGGCGAGAGCCCAUAUGUUGCGUUUGUUGUGUGCGAUAUUUAUUCUUUGUUUUCAAUUGACAUGCUGUUCAGAAGUGAAGAAAUAUCCCCUUUUAAUGCCCCACAUCCACCCUUACAGAGAUGAAUUAUAUAUAUGUACCCCCGUGAGGGUUGUCGACAAUAAGAGCUUUUAUAUAGUUGGUUUUGAACCUAAUGCAACAAUGAACGUAGCUCAUCAUAUGCUAGUUUUUGGGUGUACUGAGCCUGGUUCUACCAACGAAAUUUGGGAUUGUGGAGAAAUGUCAACAAAUGAGUCUGAUAAAAAUUUAGUGACGGCACCACCAUGCUCGAAAGGCAAUCACGUAUUAUAUGCUUGGGCUAGAAACGCCAAAACCCUAAAACUCCCAGAUGAUGUAGGUUUCCAAGUCGGACAAGGGACUGAAGUACAAUACAUUGUUUUGCAAAUACAUUAUUCAAAAAAAUUUCCAGAUGAUGUCCUUGAUAACUCCGGUUUAAACCUCCUUUACACUGAACGACCGCAAAGUAAACUGGCUGGUGUUCUACUAUUGGCCACUGGCGGUAAAAUACCCCCCCACAACAUAACGCACAUGGAAACGUUUUGUGAAAUAAGGGAGGACAAAGUAAUUCACCCGUUCGCCUACAGAACUCAUACCCACUCUUUGGGACGCGUUGUGUCCGGCUACAGAGUCAGACGUAACGAUACCGGUACUGAUCAUUGGUCGCUUUUGGGCAGGAGAAACCCGCUGACCCCCCAAAUGUUCUACCCUACUUUCACCAAGGAACCCAUCAAGUAUGGAGACCGAUUGGCCGCCCGAUGCACUAUGAACAGUGCGAACCGAAACCGAGUCACAAUUGUGGGAGCCACUAAUAAUGAUGAGAUGUGUAACUUCUACCUAAUGUAUUACGUCGAAAAUGGAAAUCCGCUGAGCAUGAAGUACUGCACUACAGUGGGCCCGCCAUAUUUUUACUGGAAAGAUACGGACUUGAAUAACAUUCCUGACUACGAGGCAUCAAAAUCUUACGACUGA